Messenger RNA from Psylliodes chrysocephalus, 804 nucleotides. Lineage: Eukaryota; Metazoa; Arthropoda; Insecta; Coleoptera; Chrysomelidae. The record is from the annotation of a GenBank genome assembly.
CGUUCUAUUAUUAUUAUUCUGAAUUUGUUUUUCAAUCAUGAAGUGUCUCGUUCUUUUAUUCAUCUGUAUAAUAGGUGCUGCAGCAUUUAUUUCAAAUGAAGGAGAAAAAGGCAAAGCACGUAUGAGAAUUCCCAGACAAAUACUAAUCGGUAUGACAGCGAGGUUUACAGAGCUUGUAAAUAAGGUGAUAAAAAGUUGUAAAGAUAAUGGUUUAUCAGAUGAAGAUUCUCAAAAAUUAGAGAUAACCUUUAAAAAUAUGACAACAUGUUUCUCAAAAAAACAGUUAUUCUUACUAUCCAAAGAUGAUUUCAUUAAAAAUAUUGUUGACUGUAGUGUUAAAGCAAAAGAUGAGGCUAGAAAAUGCUUACCCGAUGAACAAAAGUGGUUUCCGCGCUUUGCUUUAGAGUUGGCAAAAUCAAUGGUCAAUUUUAUGUACGAUGAUCAGAAGAUAUUGCAAGCUGAAAUUCCUAUAUGCAUGAUUCGUUUCGAAGAUUUUGAUGUACAAUUGUCAUAUAUGCAAUGUUUACUAGAUGCUAAAGGCCCACAAUCGAUCAAUCAAGAAGACAAUGGCGGAAUACCUCAAUCUAAGAAAGAAUUUUGCAGAAAAUUUUUAAGUUCAGCUCUUUGUUUCGAUCAAACAUUGAAGGCCAAUUGUGAAAUGUCACCCAGUUUAGUAAAAUUUAUCAACGACUUUGUAAAAGCCAAAGAAAAACCAUGUAAUGAUGAAACAGAAGAUAAUUUUUCAUACUAGUGUUAAUUUCAUUUAUUAUACUUGUAUUUUUGCAGCAAUAAAUUAUUAAAAUA